Molecule: messenger RNA, 1007 nt
Organism: Cladocopium goreaui
Lineage: Eukaryota; Dinophyceae; Suessiales; Symbiodiniaceae
Source: the annotation of a GenBank genome assembly
GUUGUUAGCCAUCUGCCGCUGGUCUGUGACGGUCUUCGCCUCGAGGCUAGUUCGAGUGGCGGCAGGUGACGCAAAUCUGCCGCUCACGUGCCACGCGUGCACUUACCUUUUCAGACCUUCUCGUUUACCAACUCCUUUUCAAUCUGCUGAACGAUUCCUUCCACAAGCGUGCAACUGCACCGGUGUGGUGGGCUGUAAAUUUCCGGGCGGAGGACCAGGGCGCUUGCAGCCCUGCCCUGUGGAGGUCGAAGCUCACUGAUGUCACGACACCGACUCUGGUGUCGCAACCUUCAGGUCAUUCGUGAUCUUCCGUCGUCAGGUUCCGUGCUGCCAAGGGUCAGAGCAAGGCGCCCUGCGACCCCUGUGGCUCCUCGGCUGGAUGCGUGGCGCGAAGUGCCAUUGGUGCAACCCUGGAAACCAUGGUUCGCACUGAACGACUUGACUCAAGUCGGACCGUUUCCACCGCUGCCGUCGCAGCCACCGGAUGCGUAUCGCCUGAGCCUGGGGAAGAUCACGGACACCUUGAGGCUGGACUAUGAGGAGUUCUUUGACCGAAAGCCAGAUUUUAGCAUAUAUGAUCCGGCAGUUGUGCUGCAGCUUCGAAAGCCCUGGAGCGAGCCGAAGCAAAUGGCCGGCUGUAAACAAACUUACGUGGGGAUUGUGAAGGCAAUGCGCACCUUCUGCAAGAAAUUUCUUCACGAGGGUUCAGUGGAGUGCCAGGUCUGCGAUGGUCGACCCUAUGGCUGCGAUUUGCGAGUGCAUUGGACCUGCAAGGGUCACGUCAAUUGGAUAGGUGAAACAUCUGUUAUGAUCUCUGCCAUAUCUCUUUACACUUUGAAGCACUGCGAUGAUGUGGACGAAGACGAACUCGCCUGGCGUGUUCAUAGUCACAUCAUCGAUGUCACCGAAAUUCGACCCUGCUCCUUGCGAAACCAAUUGAUGAACUCAGAGGCUGCUGAACCGAGUUUGAUGGCCUUUGGCGUCGACGGAUGAUGCUUCAGUUCGAG